AUGAAGGUCUACGAGUUAAUGAAGAAGCCCUUACAAUCUGGACUCAUCGAGAUGUCUGAUUCCGCUGUUCCUAUCGUGGUUGUCCUGAAGAAGAAUCGAGUAGACAUUCGCAUGUGUAUCGAUUAUCGUCUCGUGAACAAUUUCAUUGAGCUGUCGAACUACCCAUUGGCAUCGAUCGACGAUCUCCUGGUGGGUUUCCAGCAAGCCAUGUGCUUCAUGUCAUUAGACAAGGCCAGCGGAUUUUGGAACAUACGCAUGACCGAGCGAGCCAAACGGAUAUCGGCGUUCGUGUGUCCGUUGGACAUUUCCAAUGGAUCUGAAUGCCGUUUGGCCUCAAAAAUGACCCGUUGA
Messenger RNA from Phytophthora megakarya, 351 nucleotides. The record is from the annotation of a GenBank genome assembly. Lineage: Eukaryota; Oomycota; Peronosporomycetes; Peronosporales; Peronosporaceae.